This is a messenger RNA of Bactrocera dorsalis (oriental fruit fly), 1338 nucleotides long. Its product is annotated as gamma-butyrobetaine dioxygenase. Gene Ontology annotation, biological process: carnitine biosynthetic process. Gene Ontology annotation, molecular function: oxidoreductase activity. The coding region runs from base 54 to 1328 and encodes 424 amino acids. The record is from RefSeq and is a predicted model, not a curated record. NCBI's taxonomy places the organism in Eukaryota, Metazoa, Arthropoda, Insecta, Diptera, Tephritidae. Gene Ontology annotation, cellular component: mitochondrion. The transcript is spliced from 5 exons.
UCUAUUUUAGUCUCGUUGUGAUCGUCAAGCGGUGCGCUUCGUUUUACUAGAAAAUGAUCGCACCCGCUUUCGGUGCGUUGACGCGUGUCGCGCGCAGUUACGUUUCUCAUUUACAAAAAGUAGUGUUUCGUCACUUGAGCGCCUCCGCCGAGGAGGGUAAAUAUGUUUUAGUGCAACGGCAUAAAUCGUGUGAUAAUGCACCUAUGCGAUUUCCAAGCGUGUGGCUACGUGACAACUGCUACUGUGAGCAGUGUUUCCAUAAGAGUUCGAAGUCGCGUCGCAUCGAUUGGGAUCACUUCGACACUGAAGUGGUGGCGCUCGAUGUUCAGGUUGAUUCGGUUGCUGAGCAAGUUGUGAUUAAGUGGAGUGAUCAGCAUACUUCUACUUAUGAUCUGAAGUGGCUGCGCGAGCGUGAAUUCAGUGAUGAGCGCAGACAACAGUAUUUGAAUGGAUUUUAUCGGCCAAAACCAAAACAUUGGGCCGGUCAGCAGUUUAAAGAAAUUACGGAAACUUUUAAGUUUCAGGAUGUAAUGCACACAGAUGAUGCUCUCCAACAAUGGCUUGAAGCACUAGCAGUACGCGGUGUGGUCAUCAUCGAAGACGCGCCACUGGAAAACACGGUUGUGCGCCAAUUAGCCGACCGUGUGGGCUUUAUACGACGCACCACCUACGGUGAAGAGUUCAUUGUGCAGGCGAAACCAGGCGCUAAGAAUUACGCCUAUCUCUCCGAUCCGCUGCCGCUGCACACGGACCUGCCCUACUAUGAAUACAAGCCGAGCGUGAAUAUAUUGCACUGUGUGGUGCAGUCGAAGUCAGUUGGCGGCAGUAAUCUGUUGGUCGAUGGAUUUCACAUAGCCGAUCGCUUGCGCGACGAACACCCAGCGGAUUACCGUAUACUAACGGAGACGCCGGUCGAUUGGAAUGAUAUCGGCAGUGAGGAUGGGCGCAGUUUUCACAAUAUCUGGCGCGCGCCGGUGAUAUGUUUAGACAGUGACGGAAAUUACACGCGUAUAAAUCACAGCAUUCCCCAGCGCGACAGUCAUUUCUCCGUGCCGCUGCGCGCCGUCAUACCCUGGUACCAGGCCUACGCCAAGUUUGUGCGUUUGGCGCGCCGCGACGGUUUUGCAUUUAAAACGAAACCCGGCGACGUUUUGACUUUCAAUAAUAUUCGUCUGCUGCACGGUCGCACCGGGUACGAUGACUCCGAGCAGAAUGUACGGUACAUUGUGGGCGCCUACCUCGACUGGGACAUCAUCUAUUCGAAGCUGCGCGUAUUGAAGAGCGCACAGGCGGAAAGCCUCAAUGGUGGCAGCGCGCUUCAGCAGUAGCACCACCCCC